This is a messenger RNA of Alternaria novae-zelandiae, 1497 nucleotides long. RefSeq lists its product as uncharacterized. Bases 1 to 1497 code for a protein of 498 amino acids. The transcript is spliced from 4 exons. NCBI's taxonomy places the organism in Eukaryota, Fungi, Ascomycota, Dothideomycetes, Pleosporales, Pleosporaceae. The record is from RefSeq and is a predicted model, not a curated record.
AUGGUCACGACGGGAAAGCCGCCGGGACGUCCUCGCGGUGGCUCCAAAGGUGGUAGCCGUGGUGGCGGCCGACCGAAAGGCAGAGCCUUGAAGUCAGCGACACCGGCGCCAGAAGCUGAAUCCGAUAGACCGGGACCCAAGCUACUGUUGAAGCCGUCGGUGGGAAGAUCGGAUAGCCCAGCGCAGCAGCGCCAUGCGACACCGACAUAUGGCGCGAGCGAAGAUCAAGACGACGACCUUCCUCAGCAAUCCGUAGAGGCAGCGCCGGUCACGACUCGCACUGGACGAGCGAUCCAAAAGCCAAACCAGUACGACGCCGCUCAGGGUAGCGAGAUCGAUGCCUUCAUUGACCAGGCUGAGGAAGAUGCUAGAGACGAUGGCAGAGGAUCCAUCGAGACUGAUCCAUCAUACACCACACACAAGGCACAGGAGCAGAUGAAGCAGCUACCAAAGACAGCAAAGCCAAGAGGUCGUCCACCCAAGAGCUACAAGCCGUCUGGCGCCGCCGCUAGCAAAGCAGACGAACAAGACAGGGCGGGUGCAUCGUCUGCAGAACCUCCCCCAUUCAUAGCAGACCGACAUGUGUACUCCAUUCUGAGUAACCUCAAGAGCAACGCCAAGAUCCACCUCGACCUUCCCGGCCUCACCGAUGCCGCCAACCCAUAUCAGGCCCUACCCUACAGCGCCAAUACCCUUACCCAAAUUUACAUUGUCUGCUACCAAGAGAAGCUCUGGGAUCUCUGCGACAUGGUUGCCGACACAUGGAUCCGCAUAUUCCACGACAAGCGCAAAAAGGCAGAAGAAGACAAGGACAAGGACGGAGAAAAGGAAGAGAAACAGGAGGAAAUCUGGCUCCCGAACCGAGCGCUCAAUCGGCGCAAGCGAGUCGCACAACAGGCGUGGCGGAAAGGCAAGAACAUCCCAGCGGAGUUUGAUCAGUUUCCUAAAGACUACGACUUGGAGGUCACGGAUCCUGAACUUGACAAAGAUGUUACGUGUGGAGCGAGACUCCUCUGGGCCGACGCACUUGCCCUGAGCGGCGAUAAGACCGAGCGCAUCAUCGGCAAAGUCACACGUAAGGGCUUUCAUCUACACCCCGAACUCCUCUUCGACAUCAUGCAAACAAGCCUACGCAUGAUCCGCAGGAACCUCACACUGAAGAUCGAGGAGAGCACCGAAGGCGCAUGGUGCAAGCGCUACCACGAGCACGGCAAGAACGGCAACGUUUGCUACCGACAGCGCGCAUCGAGGGUUGAUGAGGGCCUAGAGAUGGCAAUAGAGCAGUCUCGGAACAGGGAAGAGGUUGAAGGGGAGGGUGACGCUGAUGAUGUGGAUUUGAUCGAGGAGUUGGAGUUGGCGCUGUGGGCGCAGGAGCACGAAGGCACUCCCAGGGCUGAGAAGAGAGGGCGCGAGGAUGGUGGCGAGGUUAGUCCGAGUAAGCGGGCUAGGUUUGUGGGGGAGGAUGAGGAUGCUGAGGGGGACUCUGAGGAAGAUUGA